AUGGAGGAUGAGACAGAAUCUGAGGAGAGCGAUCGCGAUGAUGGAGAGGAAGAGGUGGACAAUCCUGCAAAUGAAGAAGCGGCAAAGCGAGAGGAGGAGUGUGGCGAGAUGGGGGGCAAUGAGGACCACAUGACUGCUGACAAGCAAUCCAGAGAUUCAGAUACUUCAGCAACACCCGAGGAACUGCGAAAUCUGGCUUCCUCUUGUUGCGCUGAUGGCGCGGCCUUUCUUCGAAAGGGUGAACUUCAGGAGGCUGUGCGAAAGCUUGUUCGCGGGCAGGCGCUGCUGGAGCGAGCUGAGCCAGGCAGUGCGGACAUCGACAAGCAGAAGAGUUUCGCAGCACUGCAAGCAGACAUUGCGGGCAACCUGGGCAUAUGCUACAGGAGAUUAAAAGACUUCGGACCAGCUGUGAAUCAGCUGCAGCUUGCGCUGCAGCACCACCAGGUCCGCCUGAACGAUAGCGACAAGGUCUUGAUCUUGGUUGAUGUUGCGGACCUCAGAACUCUGGUUGCUGCUCAUCUCAACCUCGCUUCAUGCCAUAUGGAGAGCGAGGCGCCUGAUGCAGCUCUCAAGCACGCUUCGACAGCAGCGCAGCUCAGCGGCCAAGUCCUCACUGCGAGUCGAGACAGCAGCGAGGCGCCUGCAGGUCCCGCUGAGAACGACUUUGCAAUGCUCGCCGUGUCCUUUCACAAGGUCGCGGAAGCACAUGAGGCCCUGAAGGAAUGGGGUAAGGCCAUUUUCGCCCAUACACAGGCGCGCGAGGUUGUUCAGCGCAGCUUGGGGCCGAAUCACCCGCUGACGCAAUCACUCGCGAGAUGCCGUCCUCAUUUGUCUCGUCCAGCUGCCGGCAACAGGCAGAGCGAAUUCCUUGAUGCCUAUGCUGCCAACAUUGGAAGAAGCACGGGAUGCCCGUUGCUGCGGCCUGGUAAAGGCCAAGUCCUGCCAACUAUCCCUCAAGGUGCUAGGGGCAAGCCGUUCAUGAGAACAACAGAAGCCUUGGGCUUCGAGCUGGUAGGUUAUCAGAUGAAUUCAACGUGCUUCCCAAGCUGGCCUCCAACCAACGCGAGCAAUGAGGAGCAGGAAUGGUAUGCCAUGGCACGAGCUCGAAGGCAUGAAGCUCCGCCGCUUCCAAAGUUGGCCAUCAAGCAGGAGCCGGAAGUUGAUAACUUUCCGGUGAUUCCACCUCCCAGCAGAAGCACGCUGAGCAGGCGUGGCCGAGUAAGCUAA
Molecule: messenger RNA, 1227 nt
Organism: Symbiodinium pilosum
Lineage: Eukaryota; Dinophyceae; Suessiales; Symbiodiniaceae
Source: the annotation of a GenBank genome assembly